Messenger RNA from Octopus sinensis (East Asian common octopus), 2247 nucleotides. Its product is annotated as WD repeat-containing protein 93-like. The record is from RefSeq and is a predicted model, not a curated record. The transcript has 15 exons. Bases 195 to 2162 code for a protein of 655 amino acids. Lineage: Eukaryota; Metazoa; Mollusca; Cephalopoda; Octopoda; Octopodidae. Gene Ontology annotation, molecular function: protein binding.
GGGAACAAGCAUGAACAAACGCGAUCACAUUGUUUUGUAAUUAUUUAUUUGACUGGUUCCACAUGUUGAUAUGUAGUAUCGAACACAAAUUAUAGUUAUUAUUUGUUAUAAGUUGGAUAUAUUAAGAAGUACGUAACGAUACUCCGUGUGUCUGUCCUUCCGUUUAUGCGAUAUCGUUGGGCAUAAACAACAAAAUGAUUCCCCGUGUAUCAAGAAGCUUCGACAAGAAAUCCUCAUCCAAUGCCAGCCGUAGUGACUAUUAUUUAGCAGAUCCAGAACUAUGGAGAGAUACGUUACCGCAACCAUAUCGGAUGCUGGAUAAAAUACUAAAUGAGAUAUUGGAAACCGUUUGGUCUGAAAUUCAACAUAGACAAGAUGUGAAACUGUCCCAGAGAAGUUUCAGAAUUGAUGAUUCAUUCAUUUCUCCGGUCUGUUGUACCGCCACUCAAACCGUCCAAGUACCAAAAAUAAACAGCUUCAGUGGAUGUAAUGGAUCAAUAUAUUCAUCUUUGGGUACCAAAGAUGGUUUGUACAUCUUAGAUGCUUCCACUCAAGAAAUAUGUGCCAUGUGGAAAUCUGAAAACUCAGAGAUACAAUCUGUCAGUCAAUAUUUUUUAGAUACACAGACAUUUGCCAUCACAGCACUAGAUGAUGUUGGAACUGCUCGUAUAUUCAUGUUCAGAGCACCCAACAAUCUCAUCCUUACAUUUUCUCUGCCAGAUCAGCAGAGUGAAGUGAAACCCCAGUCAUUUGUUACUCAUUGUGCUGCCUCACCACAAGCAGAUUACUUUGGUGCUGUUAUGGAUGGAAGUGCCACAGGGAAAGAGAGUCAGUUGGAAAUUUACAAACUUUCAUUUGGUGCCUUAUUUGAACAAUUCCUUGAACCACAUGUAGCAAUAAAUCAGCACGUUCCUGAUGGAAAUUCUCCAGGUAAUGAAAAACAAGUGGCAAUAUUAUUUUUAAGGAUCCCAAACAUUUCUUCACCACAAGCUUGUCGAGCUUCUAGCUUAAAUAGUGCCUUCAAGUAUGCUGAUAGUACUGGAGAUGUAAUUGGAAAUGGGAAUUCCCACAUUCUCUCUAAGUCUUACUUUGACUCAAGAACAUAUGCUUUUCAAUCUCAUUAUUCUGAUAUGAUGAAGUAUCUACCAGAAAAGGAAAGCUUACCAAGGAUUCAGAAUUUCAAGUUUAUACAACCAGAUCCUGCACUGGAAUGUGGAGUUAAUAACACCACUCCACCUUCCCUUCUUGUUUGGUCAACCAACUGUCAUAUUCUCAAUCGGUAUUCAUUGGUGAAACCAAAGAAAGAUUCUGAGUCUCCUGAUCCAGAUAUGGUGUGGCCAUUUGCUGCUGCCAUCAAAAUUGUGACCACCUCACUGUGUACAACCCGGAUUGCAGUUGGUUUGGAAAAUGGUUUCAUCAUUAUCUGGGAUUACCACUUAGGUAUAUUGUCUGGUGUUUUUGAUCUUAGCAAAGAAGGAUCUUUUAAAGAUUUAUACUUCCUUUCACUAAAUACUCCUCCAAAUAACCAACAGCCUUAUUCAAUCAGCUGCCACCUUAUUGCGAUUUUAAACAGUGGCCUGGUACAAUACAUCACUUAUACUGAUGGUUCCUACUCCAUGACAACACUGCUACCUGCAUCAAGGUUUGCAGAAGCAGCUCUGAAUAAGGUCGUGCCUAUUUCUGGAAAAAAUGACCUGCUUCUGAUGACAUUCAAUAAUGGUGUGAUUCUGCUGACUGAGGUUAUCAAUGGCCAAACUCUCUGUGAACUGGAGUUACCACCUUCUUAUAAACCUCUGCCAAUAUGGGAUCCUGUUAUUGCUUCAAUUCAAAUAAAACCAGAUCCUUCGCAAGAAGAUGCUGUGUUAUCCGAGGCCACGUACGUUUAUGUUAAUGCUUCCUUUGAUGAUGCUAAUGGCAUUCAUACAGAUGAAAAUACUUCUUUCUUCAAAUUCCGACUGGAUACAAUUCCAAUAUUGGAAACAUUCUACAAAGAAACCAAUACUCACAUGGCUACUUCUUUUGUUGUUGAAACUUCACUGGAAUCUUUACUAGAAAAUAUCCUGAAGACAAGACAUGAACGACAAUGGCAACGAAAUAUUCGCCUCAAGUCACAGUGGGCAAAACUACCAUCAUUAAUACCAGAACAAAAUGUAUUUAACUGAAACAGAAUUCAACUCUGCAAACAAACUUGUGAAAUUAUUUUGUAUCAACUACCUAUAAAGUUUCUGUGUAAUUUUUACAAAACAA